UUACUUCUGUAAUUGGAUUUCAAGUUAAUUGUUAUUCAACGCACUUUUUCUGUCCGUUCGAAAUGAAAUACUGGUUCGUUAUAUUUUCUUUGUCUUUAUUAAAUUAUACAUAUGCAGAUUCAGAUAGCUUUGGAGAUGAUUUCGCAGAUGAUGGCGAGAAAAGAAACUCAGAAUCCAGAGUAGGAACGGAUUACAGUAGCGGAAAUCAAGAUAGGCACACAUCGCUACUUUAUGGUGACACAGGAUCUGAAAAGCGGUCUAUUAUGACUGGCGAUACUUUUACACCUCUCGACAUGUUACCGAUAGCAGAAAAAUUAAUAAAAAAAGUUGAGGAGCCCGGAUCUGGAAAAGGCUUUGUCAGUUCCACGAAAGGUCCCCAGGAACUUGCGGAUAAGUUAUUCGAAGCAUUCUUUUUCAGCACCAAGCGGAUUGUCACAUUAAAAGACUACGAUAUAUCUGGUUUAGACGCCUUGCAAGCCCUGGCUAUUGAAGGAGAACCUGCCGACAAAACUCUAACAGAGGAUGUGACGGAACCGGCACAAAGGAUGUAUUUAAGAGGGCAGAUAGUAAACAUCAACAAACCAAGGAAAAGUCAUUUUAAGUUGGUAACAAAAACGGUUCCGAAAAAAGUCAGUCAAAAAAAAAUCACAAAAGAAAAAAGACGAGGAAUUCUGCUGGCCAAGAAAUUACCGAAACAGAGAAAACUGAUUGUCAACCAACAGUCGAAACAGAGCACAAACAGAAGUCAAAAGAUACGUAACAAAGAUAAUAAAAAGAUAAUGAGGAAGGGAAAGAAAAUCAAUAAAAAUAUAAAGAUGAAAACAACUAAAGUGGGCAAAAGGUUGAAACCGGGUAAGGCGUCACCGAAGUGUCGCUGGAACUACGUGUGCGUUGACCCAGCCGACUUGGACACCUGCACGGUUCAUACGUCAUGUGGCGACACUAGCUCAACUAUGUCUGAUUAUAAAAGAGAAAGAGAAACUAAAGAAAUCAAAGAAUUCCGUAGAAUGCUUGGUAUCACUCGCGUUGACGAGGAGGUCGAAAAGAUAUUGGAAUCCCGAAACAUAAAAAUACGUCCGGCAAAUUUAGAAGCAAUCAACAAAGUGGAAAGUUUAUCAGAGUUCUUCAAUAAUAUCAUCGACCGUGAGAACACUGGGUCCACAGCACCGAUCCAACCAGAUGUAGUGGUGUAGAUUUAUAUCCACUCGGAGGUUACGAGUUUGUGUAUUUUGUUUUCAAUAAAAAAAAUAUAUUCAUCCGAUUUCAUAGAAGCGAUGGCUGAAUAAUGCGUGGAUUUCAUUUUUAAGUAUCAUUCCUUUUAAAACUGGCACAGGAAAUUAUAUGAAAAUAUUAGUUUUAAUUUACUUAUUACACUCAAACGUUACUACACAUGAAUCUCUUCUGUAGUCUGCAGUCAAUUAUAUAUAUUUAAACUA
Messenger RNA from Danaus plexippus (monarch butterfly), 1436 nucleotides. RefSeq lists its product as uncharacterized. NCBI's taxonomy places the organism in Eukaryota, Metazoa, Arthropoda, Insecta, Lepidoptera, Nymphalidae. The coding region runs from base 63 to 1193 and encodes 376 amino acids. The record is from RefSeq and is a predicted model, not a curated record. The transcript has 19 exons.